Messenger RNA from Dicentrarchus labrax (European seabass), 3694 nucleotides. RefSeq names its product TAF5-like RNA polymerase II, p300/CBP-associated factor (PCAF)-associated factor (gene taf5l). Bases 196 to 1998 code for a protein of 600 amino acids. Gene Ontology annotation, molecular function: transcription coactivator activity; protein binding. Gene Ontology annotation, biological process: regulation of DNA-templated transcription. Gene Ontology annotation, cellular component: nuclear protein-containing complex; histone acetyltransferase complex. Lineage: Eukaryota; Metazoa; Chordata; Actinopteri; Moronidae. The record is from RefSeq and is a predicted model, not a curated record. The transcript has 5 exons.
AGACACAGGCAGUGGAUCGCCGAUCGUUGUGAUGAUGAGGAAGGAAACCAGGCAGACGAGCCGAUCACCGAGCUCAGGGGGCGGACGACCACGAUGAGCGGCAACGACGAGCUUCAGCUGGAAACUGAGUCGCAGUAAAACCCCGGCGGCUUGCUCACAGUAACUGAGGACAGGGAGGAAGCACGAUAUGCAGCCAUGAAGCGGGUUCGCACUGAGCAGAUCCAGUAUGCUGUGGCUCAGUACCUGAAGAGGAGGCAGUAUGUGGACACCGAUGGCUCCCUGAAAGGAGCCAAACUCUUCCAGUCGGCUGAGGAGAUGGCUGCCAGCCUCACAGUACAGACAGAGUCUGGUUGUGCCAACAUCGUCUCUGCUGCUCCCUGCCAGUCCGACCCGCAGCAGUAUGAGGCUCAGUUCUCCCGGCUGCGCUCCUUUCUGUCAGAAACAGAAAUUUCCUGGGCGAAGGAGGUGAGCGGCAUCCUCUACCCGCUCUUCGUCUACCUCCACCUGGACAUGGUGCACUGCGGCCUGAAGGGGGCAGUAGAUGGUUUUUACAGUCGUUUCCACGGUGCCUUCCUUCAGGACAGCGAGCAGCGCGCCACCAUCGAGCAGCUCCGCCACGUUCUCACCACUCAGGACGUCGCAGCCAACCCCAAGCUGAGUGCUUUCCUGGAGCACAAGUACGUGGUUCACCUGACGGAGCCCGCCUACAGCUACCUGCUGCGUUACCUGCAGAGCGAGGACAACAGCGCCCUCUGCAGGGCCUUCAGCACGCACCUGCAGGUUGAGGUCACCGCCUCCAGGCGUACAGACUACCAGCUGUACGGAGCUGCCGGCGGUGCGACCGCCGCCCCAAACUCCACCUCCUCCUGGGCGGGAGUGGACGGCGCCGAGGGCGGGGAGGGGGUGGAGGUCCCUGCAGGGAUCCCACAGAGUGAGGCGGCCCUGGAGGCUCUGCAGGACUGCAUCAAGAAAGUCCGCGAGGGCCCCCCCACGCUCACCACCGUGUGUUUUUACGCUUUCCACCACACGGAGCAGAUGUUGAACACCGCCGAGGUCUCUGCUGACAGCCGGCUGCUGGCCGCCGGCUUUGACACCUCCACGGUGAAACUGUGGAGCCUCCGAGCCCGAAAACUGAAGGCCAAACCGCAUCAGGCCGACGUGUCGCUCAUCCACCUGGCCUGUGACGUACUGGAGGAGGAAGUGGAUGAAGAAGACGGCUCCGGCAGCGAGGUAAAGACGCUGCGAGGUCACAGCGGCCCGGUGUUUCGUACCGCCUUCCUGACGGACAGCUCCGGCCUGCUCUCCUGCUCCGAGGACACAACCAUCCGCUACUGGGACCUGGGUAACUUCACCAACACGGCGCUCUACCAGGGCCACGCCUACCCGGUGUGGGACGUGGACGUCAGCCCCUGCAGCCUUUACUUCGCCAGCGGCUCUCACGACCGCACGGCCCGCCUCUGGACGUUCUCCCGCACCUACCCGCUGCGGGUCUACGCCGGGCACCUCGCCGACGUCGACUGUGUCAAAUUCCACCCCAACUCCAACUACCUGGCCACCGGCUCCACAGACAAGACUGUCCGGCUGUGGAGCACCCAGCAGGGGGCGUCGGUUCGCCUCUUCACCGGCCACCGUGGCCCGGUGCUGUCCCUCGCUUUCUCACCUAACGGGAAGUAUUUGGCGUCCGCUGGCGAGGACCAGAGGGUGAAGCUGUGGGACUUGGCGUCAGGGACAUUGUUCAAAGACCUGCGGGGACACACAGACAGCGUCACCAGCCUGUCUUUCAGCCCGGACAGCAGCCUGGUGGCGUCGUCGUCUAUGGACAACUCCGUCCGGGUUUGGGACAUCCGGAACUCCCACGGCGGGACGCCGGCCGACGGCUCGUCCAGCGAACUGGUGGGACUGUACACUGGAAACACCAGCAACGUGCUGAACGUCCAGUUCAUGGCCUGCAACCUGCUGCUGGUGACGGGAACGGCACAGGAGAAAGCAGAACAGUAGCAACAGUAGCUGGUUUUUGUGUUUUAUGUUUGGGAGAAAAGCUGGAAUAUCUCCAGAUGUUUGUCAUCAGUGAGACAGGAAACCACUGAGAGGUUCAACGCCACCCUCUGCCCCAGCAGCCACAGUGUCCUCGUUAGUUCUGUCAUCACAAAGAAGCCAGGAUAAAUAUCUUUAUAGUCUCAUUCUCCCAAAACUGGCUUAGAUAUUAGAUCAUUUGUCCUUGGUAGUAUUUUCUAAUUACCAAAGCAUCUAUUCUUCACUCAGUAUCAGUAUUAAAGAAUUCCUCAGUUUCCUGUGUACCCCAUGAUUAAAAAGUUCUGGAUCUCUGUAGUUUUAUGAUCUGUAAAAGCAGCAUCUGCAAGACAUCUGUCUAACCCAAAUAGGAGCUGAAAAUAUAAUAUAAAUAUAAACCGAAUCGAUCUCUGGUGUACAGAAUAUUAGGAGUACAAACACAAUGUUAGCUGUUUUACCCAAAGUCGUUUUAAUAAGAUCCAAAUGAGCUUUAGCCAGGCUGGAACUGUUCCUCCGGUCUUUGUACCAAUCUGAGUUAAACGUCCUGCGUCGAGCUAGUUAUCAUUUUAAUUUCUCAUCUCUAGUGAUGAUAUGAUAUACCUGAGUUUGAAGAAAGAUAAGUGGUGUUAACUCUCCAUAUUCAAGUUGGUAUCGACCACAGGAGGUAAAAUCUUUUGUUUGUUUUGGGAAGCACAGAAAAAACUACAAACAUGGCAGCGUAUCUCUGAUAAAGUCAAUUAAAUAAUAAUUUUGCUGUUAUUUGCUGUCAAUCCACUCUGUCCUGCUGAUAUUACGAACUUUUUAAAGGCCAGUUAAAAAACCUAAAUAUUAAAUAAACAAUAACAAUAGAUCAUUUAUCAAUAAAGUCCUCUUCCUUAUCCGAAUAUAUGAAGCAAGUCGUAUCUUUUUAGUUUUAAGCGAUGCUACAAAUGUCAAAUAUGUUUUUUUGAAUGAAGUUUUUCUUUCUGGAACAGAACCGAUAACGAGUCCUGGUUCUGUGCUCGUCUGUUUACUGAUCAGAUCUUUUUGUUCUGACUUUGGGUAAGACAGCUAAGAAAGAUACUGUUCUUUAUUAAGGUCCUCUUUGUGUUUUACCUGCGUCACCUGAUAGAAACGUAUUUAUAUGUGAAUCGGCAGCUUUCUCUCGUUCACAUCUAAAAGGGGGAAAACUUAAAGUAUGUUUUGCUGUUGAUGCCUGUGGAGUUUAAAGACUGUUAACAGACUGUAAAGUGUCUAAAAUGUCGAAUAUAAGGAGCUAUGUGAACUUUUAAAACACUGCAACAGUGAGUAGUUGUACUUCUUACGGCGGCAGUGUUUAAAAAAAAACCUGUAAAUAGUCCUGUUGAGGAAAUUUCUAAGAAUUAAAGGCUGUAUUUUUCACACUAUUCUGCAAGUGGCAUGAACUGUGCAAUGCUUAAAGUGUAAAUAUACUGUAUUUUUGUAAUAUUCUGGAGAGUUGCCGACCAGUUCGUGCUUCAUGGGGGCUAAAAAAAGAAACACUGACGUAGAAACAGAUUUUUCUGGAUUUGUUUUCAUACUUUCAAAGUGUGAUUGAGGAUUUUAUUUUUAGCAUUUCAUUUGUAAAUUCAGCAUUUGUCCAUUUUUUUUUUUUAUGUUUGUCAGCAAACUUUUGUUCCCUCCUGUAGCCCCCAAAACAAGGAAUAAAUAACAGAAUCUAUUUGAA